AGAGAGAGAGAGGGGGGUAGGGAGACAGAGAGGGAGAGAGCUGCCCGCGGGUAGACUCAGCCUGGUUGUGGCUCCACUACUCUUUAGUCGGCUGCUCUUAGACUUGCAUUGGGUUUCCCGGCCGUGUGCCUUUAAAGACGGCAGGACACCGCGCGGAAGUUGAAGCAUUUAACAGAAGGGAAAGUAGAAAACCAUAUUAAUUUGUUAAUUAUUAAUAACGAAACGGUGACAGGUUCGAACUUGACCUUUCACGGAGUAACUUCUGACAAUCGACGACAACUUUUUAAACUCCGAGUGAAAAGUCAGUGCGCCUCGUCUCCCUUCUUCUCAGCACCUUGAAGGGUAAAACAUGGGUUCAGCUGACGCAGCAGAGAGUAACUCUGCGUCAGGGCACAGCACUGCAGAGGAUGAUAGCUUUGAGUACAGGGUACUGAUGGCCUAUGCAAAAAGGACCUUGUCGGUGGAUAAACUAACGCCGCCCAAGACUGGCGACAGACGGACAGAGCCGCCGUCAGGUGGAAGGAGGAGCGAGGGACCACUGCCUCAGCGGGAGUCCGCUACACACCACUCUAAGGGCAGCACCAAGCACCGUGCUCACCGGCGGAGGUUCAAGUGGAAGAGGGUGAUUCCGAGGUGUUUGCGCGCGCAGGCAUCGAGUGACCGGGAACCGGAGGUUGGAAUGGGUGAUGUCGAUGAUGUGGCACGGAGCUGCUCGCUUGAAAUCAUUGUCCCUGAAGAAGAAUGUGUUUCAGAAACCGUCGCACAGGAGGUUGCCAAAAUGUUGCAGGAUGUCAUGAGCACAAAGGUUUCUUUUAGGAUGUUGCAUUCUACCAGUGUAGAAGUAGAUGGGCCAGAUUUUACAGAUGAUCAAAAAGCUAUAGACCGUAUCGUUGAGUUCUUGACUACCAAAGGAGAUUCGAUUGACGAAGAAAUCAAGAAGGACCCUCAGUUUGGCAAACUAUUUGGUGAGAAGCCUUCAUUCUCGUUUUUCAAGAAGAUAAUGGAUUAUGUCCAGCAGACGGCCUUGCCUGCAGAUGCUGAGAGCGAGGGAAAGGGAAAGGCCACGUUGAAACAGUUUGCCUUUAUUGUACAUGCAACAACCAAGUUUGCUGUCUCUGCCAACUUCCCAAUGGCUCGAGUCAUGGGCUACGGAGAAGUCUAUUUACGGGAAAAACUUCUCCACGUGGGUCAAGGAAGAGGGAGGAUGGGACAAGAUAAUGGAAGAGCAAUAUGUUGACUAACAACCAGGUUCCCCAACGUGAAAGCUUUUGGAACGAGUGGACACUGCUGCCUGCACCUCCACAGACAUGUUUCAUGCAACAGUGACUGGUGAUGUGAAGCAGGAGAUCAGGAUGUAGAGAUUGUUACUGUGAGCAUUGAGUCUUGUGACUACUUCAUCUCUGGUGCACCAACUGGAACCACAAUAAGCUGCCUUUAUAAUCCAAUGUAACUUCACAAGGGCAAUGUGCUGUGGGAACACACACACGUGUACUGAGGCUAUCUUGUUGGAUGAGGUACCCCGCCCCCCCUCCUGU
Molecule: messenger RNA, 1535 nt
Organism: Leucoraja erinaceus (little skate)
Lineage: Eukaryota; Metazoa; Chordata; Chondrichthyes; Rajiformes; Rajidae
Product: apoptosis facilitator Bcl-2-like protein 14
Exons: 6
Coding region: 350-1237 (295 amino acids)
Source: RefSeq, a predicted model, not a curated record